AUGUGGGACACAGUCCGAAAGGAGCUGGAGACAAUCCUGGAGAUGGGGGUCGUGGAGGAAUCAAAGAGCGAGUGGCACAGCCCCAUCGUCUUAGUCCCAAAGCCUGACGGGACUACCCGUUUUUGUAUCAACUUCCAAAAGGUCAAUGCCAUCUCCCGCUUCUACGCAUAUCCGAUGCCGCGGGUGGACGAACUGUUGGAGCGGCUCGGGGGAGUAAGGUACUUGUCAACCUUAGACCUAACCAAGGGAUACUGGCAGAUCCCCUUCACACUAAACUCCCAGGAGAAGACUGCCUUCCCAACGCCGUUCAGCCUCUUCCAAUUUAUAAUGAUGCUGUUCGGGCUACACGGAGCUGCGGCUACGUUCCAGUGGUUGAUGAAUAAGGUCUUACAACCCCACGACCAGUACGCGGCAGCGUAUAUAGACGACAUCGUAGUCUAUAGCGACAACUGGAGGACCACCUACGCCAUCUGGCUGGGGUGUUGCAGGCCCUUAGAGCAGCCGGUCUUACAGCCAACCCGGCGAAGUGCCACCUCGGGCAAGAGGAGCAAAGUGCAAGCCCUCAGACGCAUACCUGUCCCCAAGACGAAGAAGCAAGUGCGCCAGUUUUUGGGCCUAGCCGGAUAUUACCACUGCUUCGUGCCAGACUUUGCAUCCAUAGUCGCCCCCCUGUCGGACCUGACAAAGAACUCGCAGCCUCGACAAGUGCAGUGGUUGGAAAAGUGCAACGAAGCUUUCGAAGCUCUGAAAGAACGACUCACGCAUGAACCAGUCCUGCGACACCCAGACUUUUCAAAAGAAUUUAUACUUCAGACAGAUGUCUCGGAAGUGGGCCUGGGGGCCAUACUCUCCCAGGAAUUGGAUGGGGAAGAACACCCGAUACUGUAUUUAAGCCGCAAACUGUUCCCCCGGGAACAACGUUACUCCACAAUAGAGAAAGAGGCCCUGGUGGUGAGAUGGGCCAUCGAUGCCCUACGUUAUUAUCUGUUGGGGAAUAACUUCAGGCUGAUCACAGACCAUACCCCCCUACGGUGGAUACAUAGUAUGAAGGAUGCAAACCCCCGGAUACUACGGUGGUACCUCUCUCUCCAACCCUACGACUUCCGUGUAUUUCAUUGCCCGGGUCGCUCUGAAUCACUCAGACUGCUGAAUGGAGAGAGCCGAUGCGAUGGGAGAGUUGAGAUUUCCCUCCGUGGUGCGUGGGGCAGAGUGCUGGAUGACCACUGGGACAUGAACGAUGCCAGCGUGGUGUGCAGGCAGCUCCAGUGCGGAGUCGCUGAGAAAGCUUAUAACCCCCCUAAGUCUGAGCAGGGAACGAGCCAUGUGGGGCUGAGAAGUGUCCAGUGUCCAGGAAAUGAGACUCGUCUGACUCUCUGUGACAACUCCACGUCUGAAAUAGCCCAGGCAGGAAUUGCUGAGGACGUCAGUGUCGUUUGCUCAGGGAGCAGGCGGAUCAGACUGGUGAAUGGGGCAGGUCGCUGUGCCGGGAGAGUGGAGAUUUAUUACAGUGGCAGCUGGGGGACAGUCUGUGAUGAUUCCUGGGAUCUGUCAGACUCCAAUGUUGUUUGCAAACAACUGGGAUGUGAACAUGCCAUCAAUGCAACUGUCUCUGCUCAUUAUGGGCAAGGAUCCGGGCAGAUCUGGCUGGAUGACGUGAACUGCUCAGGGAAUGAAUCUGAUCUCUGGGCGUGUCCUUCCAGGGGCUGGGGCCAGCACAACUGCAGACACAAAGAGGACGCGGGAGUUCUCUGCUCAGAAUUCACAGAUCUGAGGCUGGUGAGCGACAGUGACUGUGCUGGCCGGCUGGAGGUUUUCUACAAUGGGACGUGGGACAGUGUUUGCUCCAAUCAGAUGUCUGGAGUCACCCCAGCAAUUGUCUGCAAACAGCUGAACUGUGGGGUUGGAGGGCAGAUUGAAAGAGAAUUUGAAUAUGGAGCAAGUUCUGGUCCCACAUGGCUGGACCACCUUGCAUGCAGUGAGCAGCACAGCUCUCUCUGGCAGUGCCCGUCAGACCAAUGGAAUCCAAAGUCUUGUGAUAACCGAGCAGAAGAGACCCAUAUUUCUUGCACUGGUGCUGAGGAGCUGAGGCUGGCGGAUGGAGGCAGCCCCUGUGCCGGGAGAGUGGAGGUUAAACACGAGGAUCAGUGGGGGACGGUGUGUGAUGAUCUCUGGGACAUGGAAUCUGCUGGGGUUGUUUGUAAGCAGUUGGGAUGUGGAACUGCUGUCAGUGCCCCUGGCGAAGCUCACUUUGGACCAGGAUCUGGACCAAUUUGGCUGGGUGAAGUUGCCUGUGAUGGUACCGAGUCUGCUCUCUGGAACUGUGAGAACGGGGAAUGGGGUGAGCAUUCCUGCGAUCACACAGAGGAUGCUGGAGUGACCUGUUCAGGACACAUUAAGCCCCGGCUGGUUGGAGGAGAUGGUGCCUGCUCAGGACGUGUGGAGAUAAAACAUGGAAACACGUGGACCACAGUUUGUGAUGGACAUUUUGAUCUCAAAGUUGCCAAUGUUAUCUGUAAUGAACUACAGUGUGGAAUGGCUGUAUCUAUCCCAGGAGGAGGUCACUUUGGAGAAGGACAAAGCGAGAUCUUGACUGAAGAAUUCCAGUGUGUGGGGAAUGAGUCUCUCCUGUUCUACUGUCCCAGGACAUCAGAAGUGAAUCAGACAUGCUCACACACAAAUGAUGCUGGUGUCAUAUGCUCACGUAAGAAUUCAGAACAAUGGUUCCGGCUGGUGAACGGCAGCACUGCGUGUUCAGGGAGGGUGGAGAUCCAGGUUCUUGGUGCCUGGGGAACCCUCUGUGACUCACGCUGGGAUUUACCAGAUGCCAAUGUUCUCUGUCAUCAGCUCGACUGUGGGUUCGCUGUAUCGGCUCCAGGAGAAGCGUAUUUUGGGAAGGGAACUGGCUCUGUCUGGACAGACACAUUUCACUGUAAAGGGACUGAACCCCAUUUGGGCCAUUGCCCUGUUACUGCUCUGGGGGCCUCUCAGUGCUCACACGACAAUGAUGCCAGUGUGAUUUGCUCAGGUCGCUCUGAAUUGCUCAGACUGCUGAAUGGAGAGAGCCGGUGUGACGGGAGAGUUGAGAUUUCCCUCCGUGGUGUGUGGGGCAGAGUGCUGGAUGACCAAUGGGACAUGAAUGAUGCCAGCGUGGUGUGCAGGCAGCUCCAGUGUGGAGUCGCUGAGAAAGCUUAUAACCCCCCUAAGUCUGAGCAAGGAACAGGCCCCGUGGGGCUGAGAAGGGUCCAGUGUGCAGGAAAUGAGACUUGUCUGACUCACUGUGACAACUCCCCGUCUGAGACAGCCCAGGCAGGAAUUGCUGAGGACGUCGGUGUCGUUUGUUCAGGGAGCUGGCGGAUCAGACUGGUGAAUGGGGCAGGUCGCUGUGCCGGGAGAGUGGAGAUUUAUUACAAUGGCAGCUGGGGGACAGUCUGUGAUGAUUCCUGGGAUCUGUCAGACUCCAAUGUUGUUUGCAAACAACUGGGAUGUGGACGUGCCAUCAAUGCAACUGUCUCUGCUCAUUAUGGGGAAGGAUCCAGGCAGAUCUGGCUGGAUGAUGUGAACUGCUCGGGGAAUGAAUACGAUCUCUGGGCAUGUCCUUCCAGGGGCUGGGGCCAGCACAACUGCAGACACAAAGAGGACGCCGGAGUUCUCUGCUCAGGUCUGUUCUAUCUGAGGCUGGUGAGCGACAGUGACUGUGCAGGGCGGCUGGAGGUUUUCUACAAUGGGACAUGGGGCAGUGUUUGCUCCAAUCAGAUGUCUGGAGUCACCCCAGCAAUUGUCUGCAAACAACUGAACUGUGGAGAUGGAGGGCAGAUUGCAAAUGACUUUGAAUAUGGAGCAGGUUCUGGUCCCACAUGGCUGGACCAUGUUGCAUGCAGUGAGCAGCACAGCUCCCUCUGGCGGUGCCCGUCAGAGCCCUGGAAUCCAAAGUCAUGUGAUAACCGAGCAGAAGAGACCCAUAUUUCUUGCACUGGAAAAAAAGCAAAACCAACUCAGACCCUGUUUACCGAGUGCCCGAACUCUCCAAGCUGCACAGACCAGGAGAAGUUACGUGUCGUGGGAGGAGAGGACAGAUGCUCGGGGAGAGUGGAGGUUUGGUACCGUGGCUCCUGGGGAACAGUUUGUGAUGAUUCCUGGGACAUGGCGGAUGCUAACGUUGUGUGUAAACUACUGGGCUGUGGAACUGCUGUAUCUGCCCCGGGCGAGGCUGCAUUCGGUGAGGGGACUGGUCCCAUCUGGGUGGAGAAGGUGAACUGCAGAGGGACAGAGUCAUCUCUCUGGGACUGUCCUGCCAAGCCCUGGGGUGAGAGCAACUGUGGUCAUAAGGAAGAUGCUGCUGUGAAUUGCGCAGGUGUGACAGAGAGGACAGAUUUUCCAAAUACUCCAGGUCCCCCGCGACGCCCUCCGACCAACAGUGGGAGAGUCACGGUGCCCGUGGUCGUCUGCAUUAUCCUGGGGGCCCUGCUCUGCCUGGUCUUAAUCAUCCUGGGGGCGCAGGUGCGAAGUGCCAGGGCACAGCGCAGAGGUUCCAGAAGACCCUUGGAUCCCUUCUCUGAGGCCGUGUACGAGGAGAUUGAUUAUAACCUGAUGAGAGAGAAGCAGGAGAUGUUCAGUCGCUCAGUCUCCUAUUCAGAUGACUCAGUGACGAAGCUGCAGUAUUACACCGGAGACAGCGAGGGGGAAAACGAUCCUGGAUCAGAACAAGAGGGAGCUUCCCUGGAGGGGUCUCAGUUGGAUUACGAUAACGUGGAGGAGCCUGCCUUGAACGACGUCCCCCAGACUCCAGGUGGCCGAGAUGCCCCUGUCCUGGCUGGAGAUGUCCCAGGUGCUGGUUAUGAUGAUGCCAAAGACGUGUCUGACCCUGAAGAUAACCCUGGUUUGGGGCAGAAUGAUGAGGAAGGCACUGGGGCGAGUGACAGGAACAGGGAUUCACAGACAGGUUGGAAUCUGCACUCGCUAAGGAGUGAAGGUGUCUCUGGGAUGGAGAAAGAAACCCUGUUCCUGCCUCCUGGAGACACAAGUUAUGAUGAUGUGGGACAUGGUGACUCUGGGGGAUCAGUAUCAGAACAAUGUGAUUGGACCAAAUAA
This is a messenger RNA of Emys orbicularis (European pond turtle), 5088 nucleotides long. RefSeq names its product scavenger receptor cysteine-rich type 1 protein M130-like. Bases 1 to 5088 code for a protein of 1695 amino acids. The transcript is spliced from 20 exons. Gene Ontology annotation, biological process: zymogen activation. Gene Ontology annotation, cellular component: plasma membrane. The record is from RefSeq and is a predicted model, not a curated record. NCBI's taxonomy places the organism in Eukaryota, Metazoa, Chordata, Testudines, Emydidae. Gene Ontology annotation, molecular function: serine-type endopeptidase activity.